AUGGUUAUCAAAAAGUUCAUAUCCUCCAUCUCUACUCUCAUCGGUCUCAAAGGGUUGCAGAGAAUCAAACAUCGAUCGCCUUGCGAAGCCAUUGCAUUCAAUAUUGGAGGUGUUGUCAAGGAGGGAGCGAAUGAUUCAAGACAUGGUCAGACUGCGCUUGACGGUGAGAUGUGUUGUGUGUGCUUGUUGAGAUUGGAGGAGGGAGAAGAUAGAAGGGUUCUUCCUUGCCGGCAUGAGUUUCAUCGAGCGUGCGUCAAUAGAUGGCUUAAUGGGUGUCAGAAAACGUGUCCGGUGUGCCGGUUUUUGGUGGAAGAUGAAGAGAAGUCUAGGGUUAAGGAAGCUUUAACUGAUGAGAUGGUUAUUUGGUUUUCUUCCUUUCAUGUUGCUGGCUUUUGA
This is a messenger RNA of Camellia sinensis, 396 nucleotides long. Its product is annotated as RING/U-box superfamily protein. Lineage: Eukaryota; Viridiplantae; Streptophyta; Magnoliopsida; Ericales; Theaceae. Gene Ontology annotation, cellular component: plant-type vacuole. Gene Ontology annotation, biological process: protein ubiquitination; ubiquitin-dependent protein catabolic process. Gene Ontology annotation, molecular function: ubiquitin protein ligase activity. The record is from RefSeq and is a predicted model, not a curated record.